AUGGAGCCCAAGAAGGAUGGUGUUUUGGCCAAUUGGAAAUGUCUUGCGGCAUGCACUCUUGUGUCCAUGUCGCCCUUUCAAUAUGGCAUUGAUUUUACCAUGAUCGGUGGCUUUCAAGCUAUGAUUGGGUUUUUGCAGAUAUAUGGAGAGAAAUCAUCUGCAACGUCUAUUGGAUACAAUAUCAGCUAUACUCGUCAACAAUUAAUCUCUUCUCUGAUGACCUUGGGAGCGUUUAUUUCAUCAACUUCGGCCGGCCCCAUUGCCACUUACAUCGGCCGCAAAUCAUCCCUCUGGCUAGCCUGUCUUCUUAUCUAUGUUGCCAAUAUCAUCAUGAUGACCACCGACUCUAUUGGUGCGCUUUACGCAGGUCGAUUUAUCAUGGGUCUAGGCAAUGGACUGCUAUUGACUUUUGCUCAGCUAUACAUCCAGGAAGUUGCACCAGCCCGCUACCGAGGCGUAAUGAUUUCCAUCUUCAUGUGCUGGACGUCAAUCGGCUCCCUCAUCGGCACAAUCAUCGACAACUUCACUGCCAAAAUCAUCGGUAAAAACAGCUAUAUUAUUCCCCUCGGUCUGAUUUAUAUCAUCCCUGUCAUCCUAUGUGGUGGUAUUUUCUUCAUCCCGGAAUCGCCUCGUUGGCUUCUCCAGAAGGGGAAGAAAGAGGAAGCGCAUAAGGCGAUGGUGUGGUUACGUCCUUAUCCUGAGACUGUUGACGCGGAAAUUGCUGAGAUACAAGCCGCCAUCGAUAUGGAAUUGAGCCUUGCUGAUGGGGUGUCUGUUUGGGAUAUGUUUACGAACCCAGUUGAUCGUAGACGAACUGUUCUUGCUGUUUGUGGUGUGACGUUGCAGGCUGCUUCAGGUGCUAUGUACAUGAUUGCCUACGGGACGUAUUUCUUCGAGAUGGCUAACAUCGGCAACGCAUUCGAGAAUAGCUGUAUCCUGAGCGCACUCGGAGUUGUGGCCAUUAUUGCCAAUAGUGCUGUUAUUUCCAAGAUUGGUCGUCGACGACAGUUCCUCAUGAUUGGUAUGACCCUCUGUGGUAUUAGUCAACUCAUCACUGCUGUCGUCUAUACUACACACCCGGGAAGCGAGGGCACUGGAAGAGCUAUUGUUGGCUUGGCUGUCAUCUUCAUCGUCGGUUACAAUGGAAUGGUCUCGUCUUACGCAUGGGUUUCUGGUGGUGAGCUACCUUCUCAGCGUCUACGAUCUUAUACAUUUGGUUUUGCAGCAGCUAUUGGUUUUCUGGGGGCGUGGCUCACCACCUUCACGGCACCAUACUUUAUCAAUCCAGAUUCAAUGAAUUGGGGACCUAAGUAUGGAUAUAUCUGGUUCCCAUCUUGUCUCAUCGGUGCCGUCUGGGUAUAUUUCUUCCUACCGGAAGUCAAGAAUCGCACUUUGGAAGAAAUUGAUGAAAUGUUUGAGAUGCGUGUACCGGCUCSUAAAWUCUCGUCGUAUAAAUGUGUKGGASGAGCCGCAUUGCAGGCAAUGCAGGAAAAGAAUUCUAAUGCGGUCAUUGCAAAUGAUACUAAGGAGCAAGAAGUUUUUGCUGAAGAGGUUGAAUAUACUGCUUGA
Molecule: messenger RNA, 1569 nt
Organism: Talaromyces amestolkiae
Lineage: Eukaryota; Fungi; Ascomycota; Eurotiomycetes; Eurotiales; Trichocomaceae
Exons: 9
Coding region: 1-1569 (522 amino acids)
Biological process (GO): transmembrane transport; carbohydrate transport
Cellular component (GO): membrane
Molecular function (GO): carbohydrate:proton symporter activity
Source: RefSeq, a predicted model, not a curated record